Molecule: messenger RNA, 960 nt
Organism: Aspergillus alliaceus
Lineage: Eukaryota; Fungi; Ascomycota; Eurotiomycetes; Eurotiales; Aspergillaceae
Exons: 2
Coding region: 196-864 (222 amino acids)
Biological process (GO): aflatoxin biosynthetic process; regulation of DNA-templated transcription
Cellular component (GO): nucleus
Molecular function (GO): DNA binding
Source: RefSeq, a predicted model, not a curated record
CGCAUUGGCAAGGCAUGGCAGCUCUGCUCCUCCAGGUCUAAUAGUCCUGUCGUGCAAGGCACACCAUUGCCAAAGCAUCAGCUGAUAUCACAACCACCGCUGCGCAGAGGAACAGACCACCGACAUAGUCGGGCCCGCAGCACCUCAGACAGUGAAAAGCCUCGCAAUUAUGCUUACCAGCAGUCGGAUUAUUCAAUGCCACUGGGCUUUUUCCAUAGCCCUCCCUACGCAGUUCCAGAGAUCACUACGCCAUCUGUAUAUACGACAGCGCAUAAUGAAUCUCACCCCAAUGCCGAGGAAGCGGUUGUACCAGUCUUUCUUAGUCAUGGUUCAGCGGAUAUGGCUUCGUCAAAUUUGCCUCGAACAGCCGAGGCGGAGACGAGCGAUAUGAGAGAGGGGUGCCCAUUAAACCUACCGAGAAGCCCAUCGUGGGACGCGAUGCUGCACGGGCCGACUAUGGGCAUCGGGGAUACUGGGGACUGUAUCAAGCGAGCUACCACAGCACUACAGCUCGUGAAUGACCCACGAACAUCUUGCCUGCGGUCAGAAACGCCAUCGCCGAGCCCGAUGCAGGCAUUGGACGCAACCCUCGACGACAGUCGUACGGCUAUGGACACCGUGAGAGAGAUUCUGGACUGCCCUUGUGCUCAGAGUAUACAGGUAGCGCUUUUGCUGGUUCUGAUCGUCCAGCAAGUUAUGGAAUCAUACCAGACUCUUCUAAUGCAGCAGCAUGGAGCACCACCAGAGCAAUCUCCCUUGGCCAAUAGCUUGUCUGCUUUUGACACCCCAUUGGCCAUUGGCCGAUACCUUCUGGAUCACGACCUUAGCCCAAUAUGCCCAAAACAUGGCCCACCGGUCAGAUGAGCUCGUCCUAGGGACUUAUAUUAGCACGCUGCAAGCGUCGCGAAAGCAUGUCUUGCAGUCUCUUCAACAGGAUAAGGAAUCCUAGUGGCGGGAGAC